AUGAAAUUUCGUAAUUAUAUAUUUGGCCGAAUUACCGAUUCGUAUCAUAAUGUUGAAAAGAUUAAGAAUAUCUUUGAAUUUGGAAAGAGCACAAAAUCAGUGAAAGACUUAGAUUUGAUAAAAAAAGCUGUAAAUAGCUAUAAAAUAAAGAUUGAACAAAAUAGCGAUACAAUUAAAAAUGAUGUUCAUAAAUUUUUAAGAAAUAAUUAUAUAAGUUUUAAAAAUAAUGUGGAAGAAGAAUUAAUAUUUAUAAAUAAUUAUUUAUAUUUUGAAAUAAAUACAGACAAAUAUAUUAUGAUAUGUAGAAAAAAAAUUAAGAGACGAUUUAAGACUAAUUUAAAUUAUUUUUAUCAAAAUAAUAAAUCAAUUAAUGAUUUAAAAAAAGAUAAAUUCAUUUCCAAUUUAAAUUCCGAAAUAGUUGGUAUAUUCCCAUCCAAUUUUAGUAUAAAAUUUUUGAAAAUAUAUACAAAUUCUUUAUUUACAUUUAUAGUUGAACAAAGUGAUUAUCCUUUAAAUUUAUGUUAUUCAUAUAAAGGGACAAUUUAUAUUAACGACACACAUUUAUAUAAUAUAGAUCCAAAUUAUGCUCUAAAAGAUAUAUCUAAUGAAUGUGUAGUGGGAAAUAAUCUUAAAAGGAAAAAAUAUAUAUAUUAUAGUAAAAAUCAAAAUGAAAUAAUUAAUAAAAAUUGUUUAAGAAAAUAUAAGAUAUGGAUAAAAAAUAGAAAAGAUGAUUAUCAAGUUAGAGGGGGAAACUGUUUUGAUAACGAUCUUAUAGACAAGUUUAGAAAAAAUAAUAUAAAUAUAGACCACAUAAAUGAUAAAACCUAUAAUCAAUAUGAAAAAGGGGAAGAAGGAUUACAUAAACCUGCAUUACCAAUGAUACAAUAUUGCAAUUAUUUAAAACAUGGAAUACAAAAUGUAGAAUAUAUUAAACUAAAAAAUAAAAUAAAUUUUUUAAGCACUGAAAUGAAUGAAAAAUAUCGUUGUAGUAAAUUAUUUUUAAACUUUUCAUUUUUUGAUAAAAUUUUGAUAUACGAAGAAAAGAAUGAAGAAUAUUUUUUAAAUCUAUAUAAGAGCAAAGAUCAAAAAAUUAUAUUUUUACUAAGUGGUAGUCAUUUACAUAAUAAACUAUUCCUAGUCAAUGUUGAGGGUAAUAAUAAAAAAAGUCUGAAUUGUUUUAUCAAUCUAAUUCAGAUGAAUAGUAAAAUUUUACAUGGAAAAUGUUUUUUAGAACAUUUUUUUAAUCAUAUAAUUUUUAUAUUAAAAGGGAGAAAUAAUACUACACACAUAUUUUAUAUGAGUUGCAAAGAGUUGAACCAUCUUAUACAAAAGAAAAAUGUAGAAAAAAUAAAAAAACUAAAAAAAAUUGGACACAUUUCAAAAGAUGGCUUAUAUAUCAAUGAGGAAAAAUCCAAAGUGUGUAGAUUACCCUUAUAUAAUAUAUAUUCCGAAAAAAUCGAAAUAAAUAUAGAUAAAUAUAUAAAAAAAUUAGUAACUCUUGAUGAUUGUAUAAUACAAGAUUUUGAUAUGACAAGAUAUGGAUUAGCCUUAUAUUUAUAUCGCAACUUUUUAAAACCAUUUGUGCUCAUAAUUUAUUUGUUUAGGAAAAAUGUAGAGUCAUAUAAUGCUACUAACCAUUUUAAAGAUGAAAUAAAUAAAGAGCAUAAACAAAAAAAAGAAAAAAUGAAACAAAAUAAGAAUAGAAAAGAAAUACUUAUCCCUAAAACAAAGAUGAUAUAUUUACCCAUUGAAAAAGGGAAUAUACAAUCUGGUAUGAAUAAUAAUUUUUAUAAUAACUUUUUAAAUAUACAUAUAUCCAACACAUUUAUUAAUAAUAUUAGAUUGGUCAUAAAUUUAAGACAAUGUAUUUUGGCUCUUCCAAAAAAUAUACAUAAAAAUAGAUACCACUCUAAUUCCUAUUUUAAAGCAACAAAUAAUAGCUUUGUAUACGAUAUAGAAUUGGAACAAAUUUUUCAAAAAAAAAAAAAAUUCGCUAUAAAAGAUAUUUUUAUUAACAGUUCAGGUGGUGAACUAAUUCCUAUAACACUUAUAUAUAAAAUAAAAGACAACGAUAAUAUAUUUUUUUGUGAAAAUAAAAAGGAAGAAGAUUAUACAACUUUUUUUGAAAAGAUAAAUGAAAAUUAUAGCAAUAAAAAAGACAAUUACCAUAACAAAGUUAAUAAAUUUGAAAAGUUUAAAAAUGAAAAGUUUGAAAAUGAAAAAAAAAAAAAAAAAUUAUAUUUAGCUUGCCCUUCUUUUAUGGACAAAUUUGACCUUCCAAAUUUAUAUAAAAAUGAUUUACCAUUAUUUAUAAGCCCAAGUAAAACUAUAAUAAAUGCAUAUCCAUUUUAUGGAGAAUUAAAUAUUUGUAAUUAUACGGAUGAAUAUUAUUUUUAUUUAUUAAACAAUUUUGUAAUAGUUUAUUUUCACCUGACUGGUUCAGGUGGAUUUAACAAAAAAAUGAACAAAUUUAAAGGAAAAGCACAUUUAAAAAUAAAAGCACUAAACGAUUUAACAGAUUGUAUAAAUUUUUUAAAAUAUAAAAAUAUAAGUAAUACAAAUAAUAUGUAUAUGUAUUUUUAUUCGAAUAGUGGAUUAUUAGGAGGUUAUAUAUUAAAUAAUGUAAAAAAAAUAAUUAAAAAUAUAAUUUUUAUAAAUCCUAUGUUAGACCUUUUUAAUAAUUUAACAGACAUAAAUAAUAAUUUUGUAAACUCUGAACUUUUAGAAUUUGGAAAGUUCAAAGUAAAUAAGUUUUUUUUAAAAAAUAAAGAAAAUAUAGAUCAAGACAGUUUGAAAGUUUUACACACAAAAAAAAUAUACCCUCAUCAUAGGCUGAAAAUAGAGGGCGAUAAUGAGACUACCCCAAUAAAACAUGUUAAUAAAUUGCACACACUAGGUUGGCAUCCAUAUUUUUAUUACAAAAAUGGAAAGAGUUUAAGAAAGAAAAUAAAAUUGAAUAUAAGUAAGAGUAAAAGACGGUAUACAAAAUAUUACUGGAAAAAUAAUUUAUUUCAAAAUAAUUUAUUUAUGUUAUAUUAUAUAUGUCCAUAUAAUAAUAUAACAGCCAAAUAUACUGAAAUAUAUACAAAUAAAGAAAAUAUAAAAAUGGAAUUUAAAAAAUGUGUGGAUAUAAAAAAUAAUGAGAAUAUAAAAAAUAAUAUUAUUUUACAUAUAAAUAAUUAUGAUAUUAUAUGCCCAAAUUAUAAUUCAAUUAAAUUUUUUUUAAAAUAUAUUAAUUAUAAAAAUGUAGAGAUAAAACAUUAUUAUUAUAUGGACAUACAGAAUUAUAAAUAUGUACAAAACAAAAUUAAUUUUUUGAAUUAUUCUAAUUAUGAAUAUUUACAAGAACAAAGGAAUAGAAAUAAAGAUAAAGACUUGCUUGAUCAAAAUUAUAAUCAACCUAACAAUUUUUAUGUUUCUAUUUCUAAAACAGGAGGACAUAGUGGAUUUACCGAUUAUAUAUCACACACUAAAAAAUUAAUGGAAAAAAUUUAUUUCAUUAUUUUUUCAAAUUGGGCAUAA
This is a messenger RNA of Plasmodium vinckei vinckei, 3522 nucleotides long. Its product is annotated as conserved Plasmodium protein, unknown function. The transcript has a single exon. The record is from RefSeq and is a predicted model, not a curated record. Lineage: Eukaryota; Apicomplexa; Aconoidasida; Haemosporida; Plasmodiidae. The coding region runs from base 1 to 3522 and encodes 1173 amino acids.